AUGGAUGACGAUUCGUUGAACUUCGGCUCUGACGCUGCUGGCGCUACCCCAGGCAGUAAUUCCAUUCUUGCGCAACCGCCGCUGCAAGGGGAAGAUGGCUCCCCUUUGACUCAGGAGGGAGCUUCAGGCCAGGAGGGUGGUGAGGCUUCUGAUGUUGCUAUGGCUGAAGUCGCUGCAGAUAAUGUUGCGGAGCCAUCGAUCAAAAAUGACACCUCCACAUCCACACCAGCUGUUGUCUCUGACAAUCCCCUUGAUGCACCAGAUGCACCUCGACGCGAAGGAGAUGACAAAGAUGAAGAAAUGAGAGAUGCCCAAGAUGAUGUUAAGCCAAUUCAAGAAGGUGCUCAGGGGGAAGAUGGAGGAGAGAAUGGUACGGCUGACGGCCAGGUCGAGAAGUCGAAGACAUCCAUCGAAUCCUCAGCACGGGAACACCUAAUUUCCCAAUCACACUCAAUCAUCCUCCCGAGUUAUAGUACCUGGUUUGAUAUGAACAAAAUCAACAGCAUUGAAAGAAAAGCACUGCCCGAAUUUUUCAACAAUCGAAAUCGAAGCAAAACCCCAGCUGUCUAUAAGGAUUACAGAGACUUUAUGAUUAACACGUAUCGUCUCAAUCCAAUCGAAUAUUUGACCGUCACCGCUUGUAGGAGAAACCUGGCUGGGGAUGUUUGCGCAAUCAUGCGUGUACAUGCUUUCUUAGAGCAAUGGGGUUUGAUAAACUAUCAAGUUGAUGCUGAUGCGCGACCCUCGAGUGUUGGUCCUCCCUUCACAGGACAUUUCAAGGUUAUCUGUGAUACUCCUCGAGGCCUUCAACCCUGGCAACCAGCAGCAGACCCAGUGGUCAUUGAGGGAAAGAAGAAUGCGGACACUGAUGCUAAAGCUGUAGCUGGCAAUGCUCCCAAGGCCAAUUUAAAUCUGGAGGUUGGACGGAACAUCUACGAGGCAUCAGCGAAGGAAAGCAAGAUUACCGCCAAGUCGCCGGAAAAGCAAACCAACGGAGAGGCUGCUACCACAAAUGGCACUUCUGAAUCAACCACGAAGGCUCUUGAAGACAUCGUCAAGCCGUCCAUUUCGAAGGUCAAUUGCUUCUCUUGCGGCAUCGACUGUACCCGUGUGCAUCAUCACAACUCGCAGGCCGAUUCUGGCACUGCCGCAGGUAAAGUGAAGUAUGAUUUGUGUCCGAACUGCUUCGCCGAGGGACGGAUGCCAGCAAACCACCAGCAAGCAUUCUACACCAAACUCGAGAACCCUACAUACUCCUCCAUUCCAGACCGAGAUGCACCUUGGAGUGAUGGUGAGAUUCUUCGUCUUCUCGAAGCAAUGGAGAGAUACGAUGAGGAUUGGGCCGAGGUUGCGGAGUACGUUGGUACCCGGACGAAGGAAGAGUGCGUGGUGAAAUUUUUGCAAUUCGAGAUCGAAGACAAAUACCUUGACUCGGAGCCCGUCAACAAGUCGACCGGCAUUAGCAUGCUAGGUUCGCAACAAGGUCACCUUCCCUUUAGCCAAGCAGAUAACCCUGUCAUGUCUGUCAUCGGAUUCCUUGCUGGACUUACUGAGCCUAGUGUUACAGCUGCGGCUGCAAACAAGACUGUGGAGGCGAUGAAGCAGAGUUUGCGAAACCAGCUCGAGAAGCCUCAGUCAUCGGAGAAGGGCAAAGAGAAAGAAAAUGCCGAUUCGAUGGAUAUUGAUAUGACUAUGACAACCACUACAACUACGACAACUACCACUCAGUCGGUCGGCGCAUUGGCAACCGUCCCGCUUGCAACUGUUGCUGGUCGAGCUGGUGCACUUGCAUCUCAUGAGGAGCGUGAGAUGACUCGCCUAGUUUCCGCGGCAGUCAACGCCACUCUUGAAAAGCUCGAGUUGAAGCUCAAGCAGUUCAACGAGAUGGAGCAGAUCUUGCAAGCUGAGCGCCGAGAACUGGAGCGAGGCCGUCAACAGCUAUUCCUCGACCGUCUUGCCUUUAAGAAGCGGGUCAAGGAUGUGCAGGAUGGUUUGAGAAUGGCCGCAACCGAAGGCGGAGAUCAGGGCAUGAAGAUGGUUCAGAACGGCAUUUCCGGAGGCGAGAGACUCACUUUCCAAGGCCAAGUUGCGCCUGCAGGAAGUAUUCAACCUUUGAGUGCUGAGGGACAAAUAAAGAGCUACGAUAUAUAA
Molecule: messenger RNA, 2151 nt
Organism: Hyaloscypha bicolor E
Lineage: Eukaryota; Fungi; Ascomycota; Leotiomycetes; Helotiales; Hyaloscyphaceae
Product: SWIRM-domain-containing protein
Exons: 3
Coding region: 1-2151 (716 amino acids)
Biological process (GO): positive regulation of DNA-templated transcription
Cellular component (GO): SWI/SNF complex
Molecular function (GO): DNA binding; histone binding
Source: RefSeq, a predicted model, not a curated record